ACCAAGUCCUUCUUUUCUUGUGGGGAAGGGAGGCUGGGUAGACUAUUAUAAAAGCGUAGGUGUUGUUGUUUAUUCAUUCUUCAAUCUCUCAUUUUUUUUCCUCUCUAGCUGCUCUCUGUCUCUCUAUCUCUCUGGAUCUUUCAUUUGGUCUCUACACAUACAUCACCACACACAUUUGUUUGUUUCUUCCUUUUGAAUACUUCUUGGCAACCACCAAUAUAAAUUAACCCAGCCUGAUCAUUCAUUCAUAUAUAGAGAUAUAGAGAAAGAAGAUUAAGCAAAGUUUAAGGAUAUGGGGAGGCAACCUUGUUGUGAAAAAGUAGGGUUGAAGAAAGGGCCAUGGACAGCUGAAGAAGAUAAGAAGCUUAUCAACUUCAUUCUAACUAAUGGCCAAUGCUGUUGGAGAGCUGUUCCUAAACUUGCAGGACUGUUAAGGUGCGGCAAAAGUUGCAGAUUAAGGUGGACAAAUUACCUAAGGCCUGAUCUGAAGAGGGGUUUAUUAUCAGAAUCUGAAGAACAAAUGGUUAUCGAUCUCCAUGCUCGUCUUGGCAAUAGAUGGUCAAAGAUUGCAUCCAAUCUCCCUGGUCGAACUGAUAAUGAAAUCAAGAACCAUUGGAACACCCACAUCAAGAAGAAACUAAAGAAAAUGGGAAUUGAUCCUCUUACUCAUCAACCACUGGUUCCUGCCGCCACCUCCACCACAAACGUUGAUAAUCAUCACGUUCAGAAGCCAAACCAGCAAUAUUCUACAGUUAUUGAUAUUACUGAAUCUGGGACUGAAAAUUCUCAGCAUUCAUCCAUGACUGAUGAUGAUCAAACCAAAGGUGUCGAAUUAGAAACGAACACGACAGGAAACAGCGACGGUUUUUGUACGGAUGAAGUUCCGUUGAUUCAACCUCAUGAAAUAUUAGUGAACUGUAAUCAGAAGAAUAAUAAUUCUUCAUCAUCUGUUACUUCUUCAUCAGCAUCAUCGUCAUCAUCUUCGUCAUCAUCUGGGAUUAAUGAAGAAUUAGGAUUUCCAAAUUUGGAUUGGCCUGAAUAUACAAACAUGGUAAGUGGUGGUGGAAUUUGGGACGAUUUUAACUGUUGGGAAUAUCUUUGUGAUGAUUUAUUGCUAGAUGGAUCAAGCAGAAAAUUAUCCGUCAAUAAUAAUAAUACCCAGCAUGAUCUUAGUUUCAGUCAUUACGAUCAAUACCAUAGAAGCAACAUUUUGGAAGAAGAAGCUUGGAAAUUUGAGCUCCUGUAGAGGUUUUAAUAACAUUUGUGAUGGAAUUUUGGGGUUCAUUGUUUGUAACUUGAUCAAGGUUUAUUAUUACAGAGAAACAAAACAAGAAAAAUAACAACAACUCAUCUUUGAUUUUCCUCCCUCC
Messenger RNA from Papaver somniferum (opium poppy), 1370 nucleotides. Its product is annotated as transcription factor MYB20-like. The record is from RefSeq and is a predicted model, not a curated record. The transcript has 3 exons. NCBI's taxonomy places the organism in Eukaryota, Viridiplantae, Streptophyta, Magnoliopsida, Ranunculales, Papaveraceae. Bases 293 to 1246 code for a protein of 317 amino acids.